Molecule: messenger RNA, 1221 nt
Organism: Penicillium malachiteum
Lineage: Eukaryota; Fungi; Ascomycota; Eurotiomycetes; Eurotiales; Aspergillaceae
Product: FAD-dependent oxidoreductase
Exons: 1
Coding region: 1-1221 (406 amino acids)
Molecular function (GO): FAD binding
Source: RefSeq, a predicted model, not a curated record
AUGUCUCAUCCGGUUUUAAUCAUCGGAGCCGGUCUAGGCGGGGUAUGUCUCGCCCAAGCACUUCACAAAAACAACAUCCCAUUCAAACUAUUCGAGCAAGACGAAAGACACAAUCUCCGAUCUCAAGGCUAUCGUCUGAGAAUUACCGAGCAUGGUAUCAGUGCUCUAGAGCAAGCUCUCACUCCUGAACUCUUCGCUCUAUUCGAGAAGACCUGCGCUACAACCACCGGGUUCGGCAUCAGAGUUAAACCAGAUGGCACAUCGAUGCCCUUUUCAUCUUCAGGAGGUCCUCCAGGACCACCUCCAAGCUCUUUAUCCCAAAGGGCAUACACAGUGGGCCGCAGUACCUUCCGUGAAGCUAUGCUCACAGGUCUUGAGGAACAUGUUUUCUUUGGAAAGAGUUUCGUACGCUAUGAAGAAUUCCCUGAAAAUAUCAUCGCCCAUUUCGCAGAUGGGACUAGUGUAGAUGGAAUUCUAAUUGUUGGUGCGGAUGGUGUACGCUCUCGAGUUCGCAGACAGCUUAUUCCGAAUUUUCCUGCUAUUGAUACAGGCAUGCGCAUUGUGUUUGGUAAAACACCGAUUACACCGGAAUACCUCGCCGAAACACCUGAGAGCCACCGAACAGGGAUGAGUCUCGUGACAGAUCCAGAUGACAAAGAUCAGCCAACUCUCAUGUUCGAGUCGAUUCAUUUUCCCUAUGCGGGUGAAGUGUCAAACCCACAAUUACCUGAUCCGUACAUGUACUGGGUACUUGUCUUUCAUCGCGAGAUCAUUCCCUUCUCGGAUGAGAAGUCGUGGCAUUAUACACCAGAAGAAGCAGCCAAUCUUGCACGCCAGCUGACUGCGUCUUGGAAACCUGCUUUGCAAUGUAUUAUCGUUCACCAGGAUGCGAGUCAAUCGUCUGUUCGUUCACUUUUGUCUGCGCCAUUGGAUAUCGCAGCUUGGGAGCCAUCGGGCAGAGUGACACUUCUUGGAGAUGCAGUCCAUGUGAUGCCUCCGACUGGGGCUAUGGGAGCAAAUACUGCUCUGCGGGAUGCUGCUGACCUGGCCCGCCGUAUUGUUAAAGCUGGUGGUGCUGAAAAGUUGGAUAGUCAGGUUAUUGGAGAGUAUGAGACGGAUCUGCGUGAGUUUGCGAAGAAGGCAAUUGACAUGAGUUGGAAAGGAGGGAUGAAGAGCUUUGGUCUUAGAUCUAUCGAGGAAUGUGAGAGUAUUGUUCUCUAG